AAGAGACAGUGUGAGCAGGAGACACUGAUAGGCGUUUAGCUCCAGCUGAAACAGGCGUGAGCUCAUUCCACUCCUCUCCUUUCUUCUCCUGUGUCGGAACGCAGCACAGAUCAUCAGUCACAAGGAGAGACUGACAGCUAUACACUGGACAGAUGGAGUUCACUGGAACUGAGGAGCUGACUGAUGGGGAGAAGGAAAUAAUCAACAGCGUUCUGGCCCGGGCCGAGCUAAUUGAAGCCAUGGAGCAAGAACGGAUUGGGCGUUUGGUCAAUCGGCUGGACACGAUAAAGAACAUGGCUUGUGGUGAUGGCUAUUCGCAAUGCCUGCUCUGUGGCCAGCAGUUUGGCGUGAUGGGGGUCAGCACAGUCAUGUGUGAUGACUGCAAGAAGCACAUGUGCACCAAGUGUGGUAUUCGCAGUAACAGUCGCUCCUGCUCUGUAUGGCUGUGCAAGAUAUGCAGUGAACACAAGGAGAUGUUAAAGCAGUCUGGUGCCUGGUUCUUCAAAGGGAUGCCACAGCAGACCUUGCCUGCACCUUUACCUAUUGCAAAGCCCAAACAGUUCAGCACUGUUGACACACCUGCUCCAACUGUACCAUCAUUCCAACAGUGCACAACUGCGCCUUCAUAUGUCCAGACACAGAAUGGAGCAGAAAUGAAGCCUCCUGAGCAAGACAAGCUGCCUGUCAGUGCUCAGAUCAGUCAAAUUCAAACUCAAUCGGGUGUGGUGAGACAGUCUAAUCUGACAGCAUGGAAAAAAGAAGAAUCUGUCAAGAGUGCCAGUCCUUUGCAGCCAUCUUACCCGAGCUCACUUAUUCAGAGAGGAGUCACUCAGAUGGACAGUAGGACAAUACCUUCUAUGCAGCCUCUAGUUGCAAAUAGCAUUAACACUCCAGCUACAGUCGAGGAGGUAGACGAUUAUGACUCUGAUGAUGCCACCACACUGGGGAUGUUAGAGUUUAGUCUGCUCUACGAGGAAGAAAACAACACUCUACACUGCAAUAUCAUCAGAGCUAAGGGUCUCAAGUCAAUGGACUCCAAUGGCCUUGCUGACCCAUAUGUCAAACUGCAUUUGCUUCCAGGUGCCAGCAAGUCUAGCAAGCUACGCACAAAGACUCUACGCAACACGUUGAAUCCAGCUUGGAAUGAGACGCUGGUCUACCACGGCAUCACCAAUGAGGACAUGCAGAGAAAAACCCUCAGAUUCUCUGUGAGCGAUGAAGACAAGUUUGGACAUAACGAGUUCAUUGGGGAAACGCGUGUUGUGCUGAAGAAGCUCAAGGCGAACCAGAAGAAGAACUUCAAUGUGUGCUUGGAGAGAGUUAUUCCGGUGAAGCGAACAGCUGCUGGAGGGGCAGUACGUGGUAUGGCAUUGUAUGAAGAGGAGAUAAAUGAGGGUGACGAUGCAGAGGAGAGAGGACGAAUUUUGGUGUCUCUUACCUACAACACCCAGCAAAGUCAUCUCAUUGUGGGAAUUGUCCGCUGUGCUCAUCUGGCUCCCAUGGAUGCCAACGGCUACUCUGACCCUUAUGUCAAGAUUUCCCUGAAACCCGACAUGGGGAAGAAGGCCAAGAAUAAAACACAGAUCAAGAAGAAGACCCUCAACCCUGAAUUUAAUGAGGAAUUCAGAUAUGAGAUCAAACACAGUGAACUAGCAAAGAAGACUUUGGAUAUUACCGUCUGGGAUUAUGACAUGGGAAAAGCCAAUGAUUUCAUAGGAGGCUGCCAGCUUGGUAUCACUGCCAAAGGAGAAUGCCUGAAGCAUUGGUACGAGUGCCUAAAGAACAAAGAUAAGAAGAUCGAACGCUGGCAUGUGCUGUUCAAUCAAAACAACAUUGAGGCUGAUGACUGAAAUAUAGCGAUCUCCAUACCCUAUUAGAUCUCACUUUGUGAUUCUGUCUUCCACUGUUCCUUUCUUCACUCUCUUAAAACUGCUCCUACUGUGCUAAUUAGCCUGACUUCAUGUCUAAUAGUGCACUUCUUGCUUCAUGCUCUUACAAUGAGCUAUUAUGUAAUUAGUGGUUUAGAUAAUCUUUAAACGUCUAACUGCAUUGAAUCUAAUCGACUAUUGCAACAGAUAGUGAGAAAAAAAUCGUGUUCUGUUAGAUACCGAGGAAGUUAAUGUGACUUUAAAUGUGAUGUGAUUACAGUAUUUUUGAAUUUUGAGCAUCUUCCCCUAAACAAUUUUGUCUUUAAUAUUACUUAAUGACGGCUCUAAUAAAAUUAUUAAAACAUCCUGCACAGUAAGUGAUACACACACA
Molecule: messenger RNA, 2259 nt
Organism: Silurus meridionalis
Lineage: Eukaryota; Metazoa; Chordata; Actinopteri; Siluriformes; Siluridae
Gene: rph3aa
Product: rabphilin 3A homolog (mouse), a
Exons: 16
Coding region: 153-1850 (565 amino acids)
Biological process (GO): intracellular protein transport
Cellular component (GO): membrane
Molecular function (GO): small GTPase binding
Source: RefSeq, a predicted model, not a curated record